CUCCCAGGUUCCUGUGAAAAUUAACUCCAUCCCAGCUGAACCCAGGACAGUUCCUUAAGAAUUGUUACCUCAGGGAGCAGUGCAAAUUAUUGCUGUCUAGUUUACCAGACUUGGGAGGAGCAGGGGUUUUUGUUAGCUGCCUCUGUACUGAUGAACAAAAAUCUCCAGGUGUUCAUGAAAGUCCCAAAUUUUUCCCCUCUCCUUUUCUUCUCCUAAGCCCUUUUACAUUAAUUUAAGAUUUUUAAAUAAGCAUAUAGCUUUACUUUUUCAGAAGUAGUAUAUUUUAAAGGUUUACUCAAAGAUGUUAAAAGAGACUUCUGACACAAUCUGGCCUUCAAAAUAAAAGCCAAAGUUUUCAAUUACUUUCAUGUCCGAUAAUGUCACCAGAGCAGUAUGGUAUUUGGAUUUUAUGGGAGUUGUCUGUACUGGGAAACUUGUUGAGUGUAAAUUAAUUUCAGUAUAACUUUAUUCAUGUUGGAAGUGAAUUUCAGCUGGUUUCAUCUGGCUUUUCUGGAGGUUUAUUUAGCUGACCCCAAAAAGCUUCUGCUUUAAGGUAGACACGGUCAUGGUUAGAGCUUAGGUCACAGAAUCAGGACUCCUGGGCCGUUGCCAGCUGUGCCGCUGGCUGUUCGUGGUGCUGAGCAAGGUGCGUGCACUCAGGUGUGAUGCUCGGGAGCAUCUGCUGAAGUGCUGAGGCCCGAGAGGGCUACAACCCUGUGGGCAGUCGUGGUUCUUGGCUGCCAGGAGGGGGAGGCUUCGGUCCUCCGCCUUGCCUCUUGCCACAUUUUGCAUCCUGUAUGCGUCGGCUCUGAAAGUAGCUGGUCCUUGUUGGAGUUGCUACAGCUCAGUAACGCAGCAAAAUACUACCCCGUUGUUAAGUUUUUCUUUCAGUGGGAUAUGGGUUUUGCGAUGUGUAAUUACUUCCCUAUUAUUACUUACAUAAGUACUACCAGUAUAUAUUGGAAGCGGUAACUGGGCACGCGUAGUAAGGUUUUUAGAAAGAGGCUUGGAGUUUGAGGUAUUGUCACAGUGCUAAAAAUAAAGGGAAGAUACAGGAGAAAUGAGAUCUUUUCAUAGGUGAAGGAGAAUGAUGGAAGAGAGUGGAAUAGAGACAACUCCACCUGGCACACCCCCACCAAGCACAGCAGGGGCUGCUGCCGCCACUGCUACACCUGUCUCAUUAGCUUUGUCCAGUCCCCUUGCUACACAAAGCAUGUCAUCUUCUCCUGCAUACUCACCACCCUUGCCAGCUGGAGUGUCUCCACUUCCUCCUAUGAUGACUUCAGCUUCUCUUCCAGUUGUGCCUUCUGCAACGGUUUCUACUAUUGCACCACCUCUAACUCCUGCCCCACCUCCUGUUGCCUCUUCAGCUUUUAGUACCUCCGUGUCCCAGUUCUCUACAUCUCUUCCAUUAAGCUCUACUGCUGGCCCUGGUCUUCCUGCACCUCCCACUGGUCCCCCCAUUUCAGGAUUUUCUGUGUCUUCAACCUAUGACAUUACCAGAGGUCAUGCUGGUCGAGCACCACAGAGCCCACUGAUGCCAUCAUUUUCUGCACCUCCAGUCACAGGUGUUUUGGCAGAUCCUAUUACUCAACAAGCAACUUUCUCAUCACCUUUGGCUCCUGCAACUGGAUCUGCAAUCACUUUUCCUGAGGAGCAUGAAGACCCCAGAGUAUGUACUGCCCAAGGUGGAGCACCUGCUGGAGGACUGUGGGGGUUUAUAAAGGGUGUAGCUGAGAAUCCCAUGGUGAAGUCUGUUCUUGAUAAAACCAAGCAUUCAGUGGAGACCAUGAUCACAACGCUGGAUCCUGGCAUGGUUCCAUACAUCAAAACUGGGGGAGAACUGGACAUAGUGGUUACUUCUAAUAAAGAGGUAAAAGUCGCAGCAAUUCGAGAUGCCUUUCAAGAAGUCUUUGGAAUGGCUGUUGUUACUGGAGAGGCUGCACAGUCUAACAUUGCACCCCAACCUGUGGGCUAUGCUGCAGGUUUAAAAGGAGCCCAAGAAAGGAUAGACAGCUUGCGUCGGACAGGAGUAAUACAUGAAAAACAGCCUGCUGUAUCAGUAGAAAACUUCAUUGAGGAAUUGCUUCCUGACAAGUGGUUUGAUAUUGGAUGUCUGAUUAUUGAGGAUCCAAUUCAUGGGAUUCAUCUGGAAGCUUUUACCCAAGCAACACCAGUGCCUUUGCAAUACGUUCAGCAGGCUAAGAGUCUCACUCCUCAGGACUACAAUCUGAGAUGGUCAGGCCUGUUGGUGACUGUGGGUGAAGUGCUUGAGAAGAGUAUACUGAACGUCAACAGGACUGAUUGGCACAUGGUAUUCACUGGCAUGUCCCGUCGACAGAUGAUCUACAGUGCAGCUAAGGCUCUAGCCGGAAUGUACAAACAACACUUACCACCCAGGACCGUUUGAAAGAAGGCUGAUCCAUGACACUAAGGAAUACUGGUUUUGAUUGUAGAAUUGAAGUGAAAGCUGCAUGUUCUAAUUCUCGGUGGAUUCAACAUAAUUUGUAAUCUAACUGUAAACUGUAGUUUACUGUUUAAGAAGUUAAGGUGGUUUCCAAUAGUAGAAAUGAGCAAUUGCAAUUUUUAACUACUAUGUGAUUUCCAAUACGAUUCACAAAACAGAAAAUCAGAACAAACAUAUAUUUAUAACUGGGACAAAUGGCAUCACAGUUUGUAAAGUGGAAUGUGCUUUUAUUUGACACCUUACUAGGCAUUUGCUGAGAUAUUUUGGUUAGUAUACUUUUUUAAAAAGGGGAUCAUUGUUUAGCUAUUUCUAUUAUAUUAGUACUAUAAACAUGUUGACAGUGUAAUAUGUAUGCUAUAUAUGCAUUUCAAUCCAGAGAGACUACCUUCUGUAUUAGAUGUUUUCCUGGGGCCUGUGCUUAGGUGGUACUUAACACCUCAUAGGUUUGGUGUCUGUAUAGAAGUUCUCAGGAGUGAUACUGAGCAGUUUUUAUAACAUGUAACAUUGAGUUGCUGAAGAAGAGCACAAACCCAUGCCCCAUUAGUUGAAGUUGUUGCUAAAUAAUUUUGAAAUCUCAUUUUCCAUGCUGCAUCUUUUUUCUUUUUAUGUAACAGUAAUGAAAUUCAUGUCCAAUUAAAACACUAGACAAAUUUCAA
This is a messenger RNA of Aquila chrysaetos chrysaetos, 3123 nucleotides long. RefSeq names its product proline rich coiled-coil 1 (gene PRRC1). Gene Ontology annotation, cellular component: cytoplasm. The transcript is spliced from 9 exons. NCBI's taxonomy places the organism in Eukaryota, Metazoa, Chordata, Aves, Accipitriformes, Accipitridae. Gene Ontology annotation, biological process: activation of protein kinase A activity. Gene Ontology annotation, molecular function: protein kinase A regulatory subunit binding. Bases 1088 to 2410 code for a protein of 440 amino acids. The record is from RefSeq and is a predicted model, not a curated record.